Messenger RNA from Phragmites australis (common reed), 2509 nucleotides. RefSeq names its product L-type lectin-domain containing receptor kinase SIT2-like. Bases 247 to 2256 code for a protein of 669 amino acids. The record is from RefSeq and is a predicted model, not a curated record. The transcript is spliced from 2 exons. NCBI's taxonomy places the organism in Eukaryota, Viridiplantae, Streptophyta, Magnoliopsida, Poales, Poaceae. Gene Ontology annotation, cellular component: plasma membrane. Gene Ontology annotation, molecular function: ATP binding; protein kinase activity; carbohydrate binding. Gene Ontology annotation, biological process: protein phosphorylation.
UUGUUCAAAUCAUCGAGAAUUUGCGUUUGGGGAGAGUAUAUGAGAACAUGUAAUGUUAUAGACAACAUAUACAUGUGUGCAGGGACUAGGAAGACACUGCAGUUACCCAUUCAGGCAUUUCAGUCAGCAGUUCACCACUCGGCAUUCCGGCAGCUUGGUGCUGCGGUUCAAGGCUAAGCAAGCAGCCUUUCAAGUGGGAGACAAAGCGGACGUUUUCUUGAGCCGCGCCACCGCGACGCAAAAGCAAUGCUGCUUCAGCUUUUCACCGUUCUAUGUCUUCUCCUCGUGCCUGCUUAUUACCUCUGCGCCGCGGCCACCGGCGGCAGCGACGGCCAGUUCGUCUACAACGGCUUCAAGGGUGCGAACCUGUCCCUCGACGGCUCGGCCACGGUGAUGCCGAACGGCCUCCUGAUGCUGACCAACGGCACCAUCCAGAUGAAAGGCCACGCGCUCCACCCGUCUCCCCUACCGUUCUGGGACCCGGACGCCCGGAACGCCACGGCCGCGCGGUCCUUUUCAACCACCUUCGUGUUUGCCAUCUUCGGGCAGUACACCGACUUGAGCAGCCACGGCCUCGCCUUCUUCGUCUCCGCGGACAGGGUUGUGCUGUCCACAGCACUGCCGGGCCAGUUCUUGGGCCUCCUCAACGACACCGACAACGGCAACCGGAGCACCAACAUCUUUGCCGUGGAGUUCGACACGCUCUUCAACGCCGAGUUCCACGACAUCAACAGCAACCACGUUGGCGUGGACGUUGACAGCCUGGAGUCGAGCGUUGCCGCGGACGCCGGGUACUACGACGAUGGCACCGGGCAGUUCCUGAACCUGAGCCUCAUUAGCCGGAAGGCCAUGCAAGUUUGGGUUGACUACGACGGCGAGACCACGACGAUUACGGUGACCAUGGCCCCUCUGGGAGUGCCCAGGCCCAAGAAGCCGCUGCUGCAGACCGCCGUCGACCUCUCCGAUGUAGUGCAGGGCACGGCGUACGUCGGGUUCACGUCGGCGACGGGCAUCCUUUUCUCGCGCCACUUCGUUGUCGGCUGGAGCUUCGCGCUGGACGGGCCGGCCCCAGCGCUGAACAUCUCACAGCUUCCAGCCUUGCCGCCGGCCGGGUCCAAGCCCCGGUCGAAGGUGUUGGAGAUCGUGCUCCCCAUAGCGUCAGCGACGCUGAUGUUCGCUGUGGGCAUCGCGAUUUACACCUUGGUGCGGCAGCGGAUCAAGUACGCCGAGCUGCGCGAGGACUGGGAGAUCGCGUUCGGCCCGCACCGGUUCUCGUACAAGGAAUUGUUCCAUGCCACCAAAGGGUUCAGUGACAAGCAAUUGCUUGGAGCAGGAGGGUUUGGAAGCGUGUACAAGGGCGUUUUCCGCAGGUCCAACAUGGAGGUCGCGGUGAAGAAAGUGUCUCAUGAGUCCAAGCAGGGCAUGAAGGAGUUCAUCGCUGAGGUUGCGAGUAUGGGACGACUGCGGCACCGCAACCUCGUGCAGUUACUCGGCUACUGCCGACGCAAAGGUGAACUUUUCUUGGUCUACGAUUACAUGCCAAAUGGUAGCCUUGACAAAUACCUGUAUGGUCCAAGCAUGGAUACAUUGGAUUGGCCUCAAAGAUCUCACAUCAUUAGAGGAGUGGCAUCAGGACUGCUGUAUCUCCAUGAGGAUUGGGAGCAAGUUGUCAUCCAUCGAGAUGUUAAGGCAAGCAAUGUGCUCCUCGACGGCGAAAUGAAUGGACGAUUAGGAGACUUCGGCCUCGCAAGGCUGUAUGAUCAUGGAGCCGAUGCGCAUACUACAAAUGUUGUGGGCACUAUGGGGUACCUAGCCCCUGAAUUGGGCCACACCGGCAAGGCAACUCCGGCAACCGACGUCUUUGCUUUUGGGGCAUUCCUUCUGGAAGUCACUUGCGGACGAAGGCCUGUUGAGCAGGAUGAGCACAAUAGUCGUAUCGUGCUUGCUGAUAGGGUAAUUGAGCAUUGGCGCAAGGGUUCGAUUAUUGACUCGGUGGACACGAGGAUUCCAAAUGGGUAUAAUCCUGAAGAGGUCUCUCUUGUACUAAAGCUUGGGCUGUUGUGCUCGCAUCCAUUGCCCAAUGCAAGGCCAACCAUGCGACAUGUCAUGCAGUACCUCGACGGCGAUGUGGUCCUUCCAGACUUGUCACCGGCGAACCUCGGCUUCACCGUAAUGGAGCGGAUGUAUACCAGGGAGUCCAGCCAGAAUAUGAUGUCAUGUGUGUCAUCCACGAGCAUGGGUGCCAUUCUGAAAUAACCGGAAGAAGGUGAUAGGUUCUUGCAGUUAAGGAGUGUAAUUGUUUAUCUUGCUGUUGCUGUAAUAUGAAAUGGGGGUUCUUGUGUUUUAGUACUUACUGAAUUGUAGUCUUGAGACAGCUCCGAUAUAUAGUAUGCCUUAAAACAAAAGUAACAGGAAAAUGAGAGGAAAAACAUAGUAUGGUGUGCUAAGUUUUGGAGGUGGUAGCUAAAGAGCUCUUUGUCAAAAAUGGAUCGAGUAGUAAGUUUAUCUU